Ictalurus furcatus (blue catfish) is the source of this 1408-nucleotide messenger RNA. RefSeq names its product eukaryotic translation initiation factor 5A (gene eif5a). Bases 43 to 510 code for a protein of 155 amino acids. The transcript is spliced from 5 exons. Gene Ontology annotation, biological process: positive regulation of translational termination; positive regulation of translational elongation. Lineage: Eukaryota; Metazoa; Chordata; Actinopteri; Siluriformes; Ictaluridae. The record is from RefSeq and is a predicted model, not a curated record. Gene Ontology annotation, molecular function: RNA binding; translation elongation factor activity; ribosome binding.
AUUCCUUUUUUUUCUUGGAAUGCCAUUUGAUUAGAUCCCACCAUGGCAGAUCCAGAUCUUGAUUUCACCAGUGGAGACGCCGGGGCCUCUGUGACGUACCCGCAGCAGUGCAGCGCCCUGCGCAAAAACGGCUUCGUGGUCCUGAAGAAUCGUCCCUGCAAAAUCGUUGAGAUGUCCACUUCCAAGACCGGAAAGCACGGCCACGCUAAGGUUCACCUGGUUGGGAUCGACAUUUUCACUAAUAAGAAGUAUGAAGAUAUUUGUCCCUCCACCCACAACAUGGAUGUGCCCAACAUAAAGAGAAACGACUUCCAGCUGGUGGACAUUAACGAGGGCUUCCUGUCUCUCAUGAUGGACAACGGUGAUGUGCGUGAGGACCUCCGUGUUCCUGAGGGUGACCUGGGCAAGGAGAUUGAAUCCAAACACAGCGCUGGUGAAGACAUGAUGAUUACCGUGCUCUCAGCGAUGGGUGAAGAGGCCGCAGUCGGCAUCAAGGCCUUUACCAAAUAGGAAGAGCGAAAGAGAGAGAGCGAAAGAGAGAGAGACUGGGCUGCUCAGGCUGCAACAUGCACCACAUUAAGAUCUCCUGCUUUUUGGUUUUGUUUCUUCACCAAAGCUCUGGCCUUCACACACCACCUCAUAACUCCUUAGUCUUUUUUGGUGUGUUUUUGUUUGUUUUAAUCCCUGUUCCUCCUUCCAGUUACUCUUCUGGACUUUUUAACAACUUCAUUUCAUUAGCUUAUUGUUUUGGCAUUCUUUCGGAUCAGGUUAUUUUUUAGGUUCUUUUAGGUUAUGAUUAAAUAUUUUUUCAUUCCACUGUUUUGCGAUCAUGAUGUUGGUCUGGCCGUUACAUUCCUGAAUGUUAAAACGGGAUCCAUUUGCCAUACACACACGCGUAUAAAUAAAUAUAUAAAUAUAUACACACAACAUGAUUACUUUGCAGAAUUGAUGCCUUUCAGUGGAACAUACGCGCAAUGCAUUUUAAAGAAGGGGAAGAAACGGCCUUCACUGACACUCAUCAACUUUUAUUCCCACUCACUGCCUUAAGGGUGCCCCCCCCCCCAUUUUAUUUUUAAACCUGUUUUGUCCUGUAUCUGCACUAAGGUCAGUUCUCUUGGUUGAUGCCCUUACCCAAAGUGAGAUGAGUGUCCUGGUAGUUCGCACUUUGUAGUACUUCGAGUACUACUGGAAACACAUUCUUUAGGUUUUUUAUUAGUAGUUUUUUUUUAAAAUUUUUUUUAAAAAGUAAAAUCACUAAGACAGAAAUAAACUUCAUUGGAAUUUCUAACUGCCGGUCUCUAUUGUGACUUGGACAGAAGGGUGUGAGGGCCAUGUGCGAGUACCUCUGUAACGCAAUAGCAGCCUGGUUCUGGCUGUCAGACAACCUUAAAUAAAGUGUUGAAGCCUG